Messenger RNA from Aspergillus piperis CBS 112811, 1101 nucleotides. RefSeq names its product LLM class flavin-dependent oxidoreductase. Gene Ontology annotation, molecular function: oxidoreductase activity, acting on paired donors, with incorporation or reduction of molecular oxygen. The coding region runs from base 1 to 1101 and encodes 366 amino acids. Lineage: Eukaryota; Fungi; Ascomycota; Eurotiomycetes; Eurotiales; Aspergillaceae. The transcript has a single exon. The record is from RefSeq and is a predicted model, not a curated record.
AUGCCUACUGAAUUCAUCAGCCUUACCUUCCCCAACGCCUCGACUGAGGUCGCGCCUAUCCCCAACGCCUCUAUCGACCCCGACUACCUCGUCCGAUAUGCGCGAUCCCUAGACGAUUAUGGCUUCAACUAUACCCUCGUGCCAUACGAUUCGUCUUAUUUCGACCCCUUUACCGUCGGAGCCACCAUUGCGUCGGUGACCAAGAACCUCAAGAUCAUCAUCGCCCUCCGCCCCAACACCCUCUACCCGACCGUCGCCGCCAAAGCCCUCGCUACCCUAGACCAGCUCAGUCGAGGACGCGCCGUAGUCCACCUUAUCGCCGGCGGCAGCGAUGCCGAGCAAGCUAAAGAAGGUGACUUCCUCACCAAGUCCCAACGCUACGCCCGACUAGAAGAAUACAUCCGCAUUCUCCGCCGCGCCUGGGAAUCCGAUGAGCCGUUCGACUGGGAGAGCGAAUACUACACCUUCAAGCAAUUCAGCAACCGUGUCCGUCCUGCCAACCCCAAUGGGACCAUCCCCGUCUCGGUGGGUGGCUCCUCCGAUGAAGCCUAUCGCGUAGGCGGCUCACUAGCCGACAUCUUCGGUCUCUGGGGCGAACCGCUCAAGGAAACCAAGGAACAGAUCGAUCGGAUUUAUGCCGAGGCUGAGCGCGCUGGCCGUGCACCAAACGAUCGCCCCCGUAUCUGGGUGACUUUCCGUCCUAUUAUUGCCGAGACGGAUGAGCUGGCCUGGGCCAAGGCGUAUCAGACGCUCGAUAAGCUGAAGGAGCAUCGCGCGAACGGACAGGGCAAGGCUCCACCCAAUGCUCCGCCGCCGCAGAAUGUUGGGUCCCAGCGACUGUUGGAUAUCGCGGCGCGUGGGGAGGUCCAGGACCGCGCGCUCUGGUAUCCCACUGUCACGGCGACGAAUGCGCGCGGAGCUUCCACAGCUUUGGUCGGAUCGCUGCAGACUAUCUCGGAUUCGAUUUUGGAUUAUGUAGAUUUGGGUGCGGAAUUGAUCUCGAUUCGUGGGUAUGAUAAUCUCAACGAUGCGAUUGAUUAUGGGCGGUAUGUGCUGCCUAAGGUGCGUGGGGAGUUGAAGGCGAGGGAGAAUGGGAAUUGA